AUGUCCCCAGAGUCCUCUACGUCUCGCUCCGCUCCACGUCUUUUGCGCGCCGACGAAGAGGCCGAAGCAGUCGGCCACGAGAUAUGGACGGAAGCCAACGAUGGGCUGCAUCUUGAACCCAACCUCGACUCGAAUGGCCUCCAGGAACAUCCGGCAGGGACGAUGAACAAUGGUGCCCCAGACGGUGACGCGCAGUUACCGGUCUACACCUCACCCAAGAAAUACACCAUGGGUCAACGGUCGGUCAAGGCCUUCGUGAAUUCCGCACAGUUACAGGGGCAUCUUGCCAUUCUCCACGCGUUUCACGCGCUUCGCAUGGCGAUGGAGCAGGGCGCCGACGAGAGAAUACCAGCCUUCGUGCAGAGAAUGGACCCGGCGGGGCGGUGGGGAUGGUUUGUAAACUUAGCAGUUGAACGGUUCGAACGAUGGUGUUUGACGCUAGAAGAGGAUGACGUCGUGCUGGACCACCUUCCGCCGAUUGACGUAGUGAUGGUCUGGCACUCGUACUUGCUUAACCCCAACAAGUAUGCCGAGGAUACUACCCGCGUUCGUCAGCUUGGACGCCUAACCAAGUACACUGAGGACAUGGAGAUGUUCCUGGCACUUCCCGAUCUUCUAACCACCGAUAACCCGACUCCAGAACGUGUUCAAUCAUGGAUACAGCGGACACGCACGCCGUAUGCACCAGCCAACGCCAUUGCCGAGAUGACGCAUAAGUAUGUUCAGUGUCCGCUAUGCUUUGCCCACGUCACUGUCCCGUUCAUUACGUCGCGAGGGACAGGCUACGCACAGAGCAAGUUCGGCCACGAAUGCGACUGUAGCUAUCAAAUCACCAAGGAAUCUCUCGGCCUCACCAAACUUGCCAGGAACAUCGUCAAAACUGGCGCUCCAGACAAGUACCUUGCGCGAACCGUCAUGACGCCCACGUCUCUGAUAGACAAGAGGUUCGCAACUCAUAUCAAGGACCGUGUCCUUGCUGCGAUGCCGGUGCAGCAGGCCCUCUCGCAGGCGCCGCGACUCGACGGACACGACGUUGACAAUUACACGCGACAAAUCCUGCUGAACGUUGAUUACUCGGUCAAGAAGUUUCAUGCUGCUAUGCAUUCGCAGGUUUUACACCUGCUGUCCGUUUGCUCACCACCUCUGGGAUCGUUCAUAGAGAAGAUGCACGAUCUCGAAUGGAUCCGGCCGGGAUUUUUCGAUGCUCAGGAGGACCAGCUGCGCAGGUUCUUGGGGCUCAUGGCUGAGUCACCGGCAUCAUUCUUCGUACCUACCCUUGAUAUCGACCUCGCGUGGCACACACAUCAGCUCAUGGCAAAGGCCUAUCAGAAGAACUGCAUCAAAUACAUCAAACGAUAUGUCGACCACAAUGACAAGGUUGAAGAAAACCGGCUCGCAAACUCCUUCGACGUCACUUGCCGCGUGUGGCAGGACAAAUACCACGUACCGUACAUGCACUGCGGCUGCCCUCUGCCCGGGGACACUCUCGGGCAGAAGCUCAAGCGCCUCGUAAACCGGCACGCUCCCCCAGAAGCGGAAGCGCUCUUACCUACCGACACACCACUAGCGCUUGCAGCUACGCAUCCGAGCGAGCACAACGCCGUGUUUCCGCUGCAUCGCAAGAGCUCGAGUAUGCUCGGAAGAAGGCACCGCGAGGAGAAGUUCGCGCGGCGUGUGCGCAAGGCGGCUCAAAGCAACGACAGCGGCAGCCGCGGAGAGCCAUGGGCUCAGAGUCGGGCGAGGGCGCCGACGCAUUCACAGGCGUCCCUGUACCCGGUUCCUAUGUAUUACUGGAUGCCGGGUGGACGUGUAGCUGGUACAGGGGGUGUUGUGACGGGUCCGACGGCGUCGUCGGGCAGGCUGGCGGGUGCACUUCCACGUGUGCAGCUGGUGUUGGGGCAUGUGCAACUGGUGCCUCUUGCGGAGGCGGUGCUGCAGCAUGUGGUGGAGGAAGUACAGGUGCAGGAAGUUCAGGUGCAAGAAGUUCAGGUGGAGGAAGUUCAGGCGGAGGAAUUUGGUGGAGGAAUAGCGUGCGGCGGCGGAGGUGGGGGUGGAGGUGGAGCAGCAGCAGCAGCAUGCGGUGGUGGCAGCAGCAGCGGGGGAGGAGGUGGUGGCGGUGGUUGUGGCGGGGGCGGCGGGGGAGGCGGUGGUUGUGGCGGGGGUGGUGGGCCCGGAGGCGGAGGUACAUGCUGA
Molecule: messenger RNA, 2193 nt
Organism: Coniophora puteana RWD-64-598 SS2
Lineage: Eukaryota; Fungi; Basidiomycota; Agaricomycetes; Boletales; Coniophoraceae
Exons: 11
Coding region: 1-2193 (730 amino acids)
Source: RefSeq, a predicted model, not a curated record